CCCCGGCCCGGCUCGAUGGGCGCCGCCGCCGGCCGGAGCGCCCACCCGGGGCCCGCGCGCGCCCCGCUCCCGCUCCCGCUGCUGCUGCGGCUGCUGCUGCUGCUGCCGCCGCUCGUCGCGGGCCCGGCGGCCGCGCAGGAGGCCCCGCCCGCCGAGUUCCCGGAGCUGUGCAGUUACACAUGGGAGGCUGUUGAUACGCAGAACAGCCGCGUGUAUAAAAUCAAGCUCUGUGGAGAUGGGGAGAUGGUCGGGUGUGAGCCAUCAAGUGCUGUUUGUAUGUUCGACUUGAAAACGCGCAAGUAUUAUUCAGUGGGUGAUUCUCUUUGGAGAAGCACGAGCAGAUCCCUCCUGGAGUUCAACACGACCACGGCCUGUCAGCAUGCAGGCUCCGAGCACCGCGUGCAGAGUAGCAUCACCUUCCUGUGUGGGAAGACACUGGGCACUCCUGAAUUUGUAACGGCCACGGAAUGUGUGCAUUACUUUGAGUGGAGGACCACUGCGGCCUGCAAGAAGGACAUAUUUAAAGCUAAUAAAGAGGUGCCGUGCUAUGCAUUCGACGCAGAGUUGAAGAAGCACGAUCUAAACCCGCUGAUCAAGCUGAGCGGAGGCUACCUGGUGGAUGACUCGGAUCCCGACACGUCUCUGUUCAUCAACGUGUGUAGAGACAUAGACUCCCUCCGAGACUUGAGCCUGCAGCUGCGCGCCUGUCCCCCGGGCGCAGCCGCCUGCCUGCUGAGAGGAAGCCAGGGCUUCGACGUGGGCCAGCCCAAGGACGGGUUGAAGCUGGUGAGCAGGGACAGGCUUGUCCUGAGCUACGUGAAGGAAGGGCCGGGGCAGCCGGACUUCUGUGAUGGCCACAGCCCUGCCGUGACCAUCACGUUUGUGUGCCCGUCUGAGCGGAGGGAGGGCACCAUCCCCAAGCUCACUGCCAAGUCCAACUGCCGCUACGAGGUGGAGUGGGUCACCGAGUACGCCUGCCACCGGGACUACCUGGAGAGCCAGAGCUGCCUUCUGAGCAGCGCGCAGCACGACGUGGCCGUGGACCUCACGCCCCUCGCCCACCAGAGAGGGUCCUAUGCCGCCGACGGGAAGGAGUACACGUUUUAUAUGAGCGUCUGUGGCAACGCCGAUCCCCCGGUCUGCAAUAACAAAGAGGCCGCGGUGUGCCAAGUGAAGAAGGCUGAUUCCACUCAAGUCAAAAUAGCGGGGCGACACCAGAACCAGACCCUCCGGUACUCCGACGGAGACCUCACCUUGAUAUAUUUCGGAGGCGACGAGUGCAGCUCCGGCUUUCAGCGGAUGAGCGUCAUCAACUUUGAGUGCAACAAGACCGCAGGGAACGAAGGGAGAGGAGGCCCUGUCUUCACGGGGGAGGUGGACUGCACCUACUUCUUCACCUGGGACACGCAGUACGCCUGCGUCAAGGAGAAGGAAGACCUCCUGUGCGGUGCCAGUGACGGGAAGAAGCGCUAUGACCUGUCUGUGCUGGCCCGCCACUCAGAAUCAGAACAGAACUGGGAGGCUGUGGAUGGGAGCCAGCCAGAGACAGAGAAGAAGUCUUUUUUCAUUAAUGUCUGUCACCGCGUGCUGCAGGAGGGCCGGGCCAGGAGCUGUCCUGAAGAUGCUGCCGUGUGUGCCGUAGAUAAGACCGGAAGCAAAAAUCUGGGAAAAUUUGUCUCUUCUCCUACAAAAGAGAAAGGAAACAUUCAGCUCUCCUAUUCAGAUGGUGAUGACUGUGCUGGUGGCAAAAAAAUAACAACCAACAUCACGCUCAUGUGCAAGCCAGGUGAUCUAGAAAGUGCUCCAGUGUUGAGAACUUCCGGGGACAGUGGUUGCUUCUAUGAGUUCGAGUGGCACACCGCUGCUGCGUGUGUGCUGUCGAGGACAGAAGGCGAGAACUGCACGGUCUUCGACGCCCAGGCAGGAUUUUCUUUUGAUUUGUCACCUCUCACAAAGAAAAAUGGUGCCUACAAAGUUGACACCGACAAAUAUGACUUCUAUAUAAAUGUUUGUGGCGCGGUGUCUGUGGAGUUGUGUCAGUCAGGCUCCGGGGCCUGCCAGGUAGCCAAAAGUGAUAGGAAAGUUUGGAACUUGGGGAUGAGCAAUGCUAAGCUUUCGUACUACGAUGGGAUGAUCCAGUUGAACUACAAGGACGGCACCCCCUAUAACAACGAAAAACAUACACCGAGAGCCACGCUCAUCACUUUCCUUUGCGACCGUGAUGCUGGAGUGGGCUUUCCCGAAUAUCAGGAAGAGGACAAUUCCACCUACAACUUCCGCUGGUAUACCAGUUACGCCUGCCCGGAGGAGCCCCUGGAGUGUGUGGUGACUGACCCCUCCACGAUGGAGCAGUAUGAUCUCUCUAGUCUGGUGAAGUCUGAAGGCAGCCGUGGUGGGAACUGGUAUGCCAUGGACAACUCGCGGGAACACGUCACAUGGAGGAAGUAUUACAUAAACGUGUGUCGGCCCCUCAACCCCGUGCGGGGCUGCGAUCGGUACGCGUCGGCUUGCCAGAUGAAGUAUGAAAACGACCAGGGCUCCUUGACUGAAGCCGUGUCCAUCAGUAACUUGGGAGUGGCAAAGACAGGCCCCGUGGUGGAGGAGAGUGGCAGCCUCCUCCUGGAGUACGUGAACGGCUCGGCCUGCACCACCAGCGACGGGCAGCUGACCACCUACAGCACCCGCAUCCACCUCGUCUGUGGCCGAGGAAGCCUGAACACCCACCCCAUAUUCACGUUCAACUGGGAGUGUGUGGUCAGUUUCCUGUGGAACACGGAGGCCGCCUGCCCCAUUCAGAUGAUUACAGACACAGACCAGGCGUGUUCUAUCAGGGACCCCAACAGUGGAUUCGUGUUUAAUCUUAACCCACUCAACAAUUCCCAAGGAUACGUAGUCUCGGGCAUUGGGAAGACCUUUGUGUUCAAUGUCUGCGGCGCCAUGCCUGUCUGCGGGACUGUUGGGGGAAAGCCAGCCUUUGGCUGUGAGGCCGAGACCCAGACAGAAGACCUAAAGAACCUGAAGCCGGAAAGGCCAGUUGGGUUUGAGAAAAGCCUCCAGCUCUCCACUGAGGGCUUCCUAACGCUCACCUACAAAGGGUCUGCCCCCAUGGACAGAGGCACUGCUUUCAUCAUCCGCUUCAUUUGCAACGACGACCUGUACCCGGGAACCGCCAAGUUCCUGCAUCAGGACAUCGACUCCGCCCGCGGCAUCCGCCACACGUACUUCGAGUUCGAAACUGCCUUGGCCUGCGUGCCUUCUCUGGUGGAUUGCCAGGUCACCGACCCCGCUGGGAAUGAGUACGACCUGAGCGCCCUGAGCACAGUCAGGAAGCCGUGGACUGCCGUGGACACAUCGGUGGACGGGAAGAAGCGCACUUUCUACCUGAGCGUCUGCAACCCUCUCCCUUACAUUCCCGGGUGCCAUGGUAGCGCAGUGGGGUCUUGCUUGGUGUCAGAAGACAACAGCUGGAAUCUGGGCGUCGUGCAGAUCAGCCCGCAGGCCACCGCCAACGGGUCACUGAGCAUCCUGUAUGUCAAUGGUGACAAGUGUGGGAACCAGCGCUAUUCCACCAGGAUCACGUUCGAGUGUGCUCAGACGUGGGGGUCGCCCACAUUCCAGCUCCUGGACGACUGCGAGUACGUGUUUGUCUGGAGGACGGUGGAGGCCUGUCCUGUGGUCAGAGAGGAAGGAGAUCAUUGUCAGGUGAAAGACCCAAGGCACGGCAACGUGUAUGACCUGGCGCCCCUGGGCCUCAGCGACACGGUCGUGAGCGUCGGCGAGUACACCUACUACUUCCGCGUCUGUGGGAAGCUGUCCUCCAGCGUCUGCACCAGCCGCGUCGGGGCCGAGGCGGUCUCCUCCUGUCAGGAGAAGCGAGGGCCGCAGGGCUUCCAGAAAGUGGCAGGUCUCUUCACUCAGAAGCUGACCUACGAAAACGGGCUGUUGAAGAUGAACUUCACGGGGGGCGACACGUGCCACCAGGUGUACCAGCGCUCCACCACCAUCUUCUUCUACUGCGACCGGACCACACAGAAGCCGGUGUUUCUGAAGGAGACGUCAGACUGCUCCUACUUGUUUGAGUGGCGGACCCAGUAUGCCUGCCCGCCCUUCAACGUGACCGAGUGCUCCUUCAAGGACGCGGCCGGCAACUCCUUCGACCUGUCCCCGCUGGCGAGGUACAGUGACAACUGGGAGGCCGUGACCAGGACGGGGGCCACCGAGCACUACCUCAUCAACGUGUGCAAGUCGCUGGCGCCGCAGGCCAGAGGCUCUGAGCGGUGCCCCCCGGAGGCGGCCGUGUGCCUGCUGGACAGCUCCAAGCCCGUGAGCCUCGGCAGGGUGGGGGACGGUCCUCAGUGGAGCGAUGGGGCGAUGGUUCUGAAGUACACGGACGGCGACUUGUGUCCAGACAAGAUUCGGAGGAGGUCCACCACCAUCCGCUUCACCUGCAGCGAGAGCCAGGUGAACUCCAGGCCCCUGUUCGUGAGCGCAGUGCAGGACUGCGAGUACACCUUCUCCUGGCCCACGCCCGCGGCCUGUCCCGUGAAGAGCAACGUGCACGAUGACUGCCAGGUCACCAACCCCAGCACAGGGCACCUGUUCGACCUGAGUUCCUUGAGCGGCAGAGCUGGCGUCACCGCCGCCUACAGCGAGAAGGGGCUGGUCUACAUGAGCGUCUGCGGGGACAACGAGAACUGUGCUCCCGGAGUGGGCGCCUGCUUCGGGCAGACCAGGAUCAGCGUGGGCAAGGCCAGCAAGAGGCUGAGCUACGUGGAUCAGGUCUUGCAGCUGGUGUACGAGGACGGGUCCCCGUGCCCCUCCAAGUCGGGCCUGAGCUACAAGAGCGUCAUCAGCUUCGUGUGCAGGCCCGAGGCGGGGCCCACCAACAGGCCCAUGCUCAUCUCCCUGGACAAGCAGACGUGCACGCUCUUCUUCUCCUGGCACACGCCCCUGGCCUGCGAGCAAGUCGUGGAAUGUUCCGUGAGGAACGGAAGCUCUAUUAUUGACCUGUCCCCUCUCAUCCACCGCACUGGUGGUUACGAAGCCUACGACGAGAGCGAGGAUGACACCUCUGACACCAACCCCGACUUCUACAUCAACAUCUGCCAGCCGCUCAAUCCCAUGCACGGAGUGCCCUGCCCUGCCGGCGCUGCCGUGUGCAAGGUCCCCGUCAGCGGGCCCCCGCUGGACAUUGGCCGGGUGACAGGCCCUCCGAUACUCAAUUCUGCUACGAAUGAGAUCUACCUGAAUUUUGAAAGCAGUACUCCUUGCUUAGCGGACGUGCAUUUCAACUAUACCUCACUGAUUGCAUUUCACUGCAAGAGAGGCGUCAGCAUGGGCACUCCGAAGCUGAUAAGGACCAGCGAGUGUGACUUUGUGUUUGAGUGGGAGACUCCGCUCGUCUGUCCCGACGAAGUCAAGACAGAAGGCUGCUCCCUGACGGACGAGCAGCUGCUCUACAGCUUCAACUUGUCCAGCCUUUCCAAGAGCACCUUCAAGGUGGCCCGGGACUCCCGCACGUACAGCGUGGGGGUGUGCGCUGCGGCCGCCGGCCCGGAGCAGGAGGGCUGCAAGGAUGGAGGCGUGUGUCUGCUGUCUGGGAGCAAGGGGGCGUCCUUUGGACGGCUGUCGUCCAUGCAGCUGGAUUACCGGCACCAGGACGAAGCUGUCAUCCUGAGUUACGUGAAUGGUGAUGUUUGUCCUCCAGAAACGGAAGAGGGGGAUGCGUGCAUCUUCCCCUUCGUCUUCAACGGGAGGAGCUACGAGGAGUGCGUCCUGGAGGGGCGGGCGAAGCUCUGGUGCAGCACGACCGCAAACUACGACCGAGACCGCGAGUGGGGCUUCUGCAGGCAGACCAACAGCCACCGGACGUCCGCCAUCGUCUUCAAGUGUGACGAGAACGAGGACGUGGGAAGGCCGCAGGUGUUGAGCGAAGCUCGCGGGUGCGAGGUGACGUUCGAGUGGAGAACCAAGGUGGUCUGUCCUCCAAAGAAGAUGGAGUGCAAGUUUGUCCACAAGCACAAAACCUACGACCUGCGGCUGCUCUCCUCGCUCACGGGGUCCUGGUACUUCGUCCACGAAGGAGCCGCGUACUUCAUAAACCUGUGCCAGAAAGUUUACAAAGGGCCCCUGGGCUGCUCCGAGAGAGCCAGCAUUUGCAAGAAGAGCGCCUCUGGCCAAGUCCAGGUCCUGGGACUCGUGCACACACAGAAGCUGGACGUUGUGGACGACAGAGUCAUCGUUACCUAUUCCAAAGGCUAUGCGUGCGGUGACAACAAGACCGCGUCUUCGGUGAUAGAGCUGACCUGUGCCAAGACGGUGGGCAGGCCUGCGUUCAAGAGAUUCGACAUCGACAGCUGUACCUACUACUUCCGCUGGGACUCGAGGGCUGCCUGUGCCGUGCACCCCCAGGAGGUGCACAUGGUGAACGGGACCCUCACCAACCCUGUCAACGGCAAGAGCUUCAGCCUCGGGGACAUUUAUUUUAAGCUGUUCAGUGCCUCUGGCGACAUGAGAACCAACGGCGACAACUACCUGUACGAAAUCCAGCUGUCCUCCAUCACCAGCUCCACCAACCCCGCCUGCUCGGGAGCCAACAUCUGCCAGGUGAAGCCCAGUGACCAGCGCUUCAGCAGGAAAGUGGGCACGGCCGACAGGACCAAGUACUAUGUGCAAGAUGGCGAUCUGGACAUCGUGUUUGCGUCUUCCUCCAAGUGUGGGAAAGAUAAGAACAAGUCUGUCUCUUCCACCAUCUUCUUCCACUGUGACCCUCGUGUGAAGGACGGCAUCCCCGAGUUCAGCCACGAGACAGCCGACUGCCAGUACCUGUUCUCCUGGUACACUUCGGCCGUGUGCCCCCUCGGGGUGGGCUUUGACGGCGAGAGUGCUGGACUGGACGGGCCCGAGUACAAGGGGCUCUCAGAGCGGAGCCAGGCCGUGGGGGCGAUCCUCAGCCUGCUCCUGGUGGCCCUGACCGGCUGCCUGCUGGCCCUGUUGCUUCACAAGAAGGAACGGCGGGAAACUGUGAUAAAUAAGCUAACGAAUUGCUGCCGAAGAAGCUCGAGCGUGUCCUACAAGUACUCGAAGGUGAACAAGGACGAGGAGACGGACGAGAACGAGACGGAGUGGCUGAUGGAGGAGAUCCAGCUGCCGGCCCCCAGGCCGGGGAAGGACGGGCAGGAGAACGGGCACAUCACCACCAAGGCCGUGAAGGCGGAGGCGCUCACGUCCCUGCACGGGGACGACCAGGACAGCGAGGACGAGGUCCUGACCAUCCCGGAGGUGAAGGUCCACCCGGGCAGAGGCGCCCGGCCCCCGAGAAGCCCGCCCCGCGGGGCCCUUCGGGAGAGGGACGACGACCGGGUGGGGCUGGUCCCUGGCGAGGCCAGGAAAGGGAAGGCCAGGCCCGGACAGCCGAAGCCCGCGAGCUCCGCCACGCUGGCCUCCUUCCACGACGACAGCGACGAGGACCUCUUGCACAUCUGACGGCGCGUGCCGGAGAGCGCGGAGCCGCGGGACAGCCAAGCACCUCCAACCAAAUAAGACUUCAGCUCCACGACGAUGCUUCUAGAAUUUUGCCUUUAACAAAAACUGCUUCAAAAGGGAAGAGUUUUUGUGCUGGGGGGAGGGGGGGAG
This is a messenger RNA of Perognathus longimembris pacificus (Pacific pocket mouse), 7635 nucleotides long. RefSeq names its product insulin like growth factor 2 receptor (gene Igf2r). The record is from RefSeq and is a predicted model, not a curated record. Gene Ontology annotation, cellular component: plasma membrane; late endosome; trans-Golgi network. NCBI's taxonomy places the organism in Eukaryota, Metazoa, Chordata, Mammalia, Rodentia, Heteromyidae. Gene Ontology annotation, molecular function: D-mannose binding; insulin-like growth factor binding; signaling receptor activity. Gene Ontology annotation, biological process: lysosomal transport.